Saxophila tyrrhenica is the source of this 888-nucleotide messenger RNA. It is a transcript of the gene IMP4, whose product is annotated as snoRNA-binding rRNA-processing protein imp4. The transcript has a single exon. Gene Ontology annotation, cellular component: nucleolus; Mpp10 complex; small-subunit processome. Gene Ontology annotation, biological process: rRNA processing. Lineage: Eukaryota; Fungi; Ascomycota; Dothideomycetes; Mycosphaerellales; Extremaceae. Bases 1 to 888 code for a protein of 295 amino acids. Gene Ontology annotation, molecular function: rRNA primary transcript binding; snoRNA binding. The record is from RefSeq and is a predicted model, not a curated record.
AUGUUGCGGCGACAGGCGAGACAGCGGCGCGACUACAUCUACCGGCGUGCGCUCACCCUCCGUGACGCUGAGACUGCAGAGAAGCGGUCCAAACUGAAGCAGUCGCUCGCCACCGGCAAACCUCUGGACCCCAGCAUCGCCAACGACAAGCAGCUGCGCAAAGACUAUGCUUACGACGAGAGCCGAGCCGACCGGACGACCGAGGAAGAACUGGACCUGGAUGAUGAGUACAGCUACCUGUCAGGAGUCGUGGACCCGCGGGUGCUGGUGACGACUUCACGAGACCCGAGCUCGAGGUUGGGCAGUUUCGCGAAAGAAAUCAGAUUGCUACUUCCCACGUCCAUCAGACUGAAUCGAGGCAAUCUCAUUCUACCAAACUUGGUUUCGAGCGCAAAGUCUUCCGGCCUUUCCGACGUCAUCCUCGUGCAUGAGCAUAGAGGCACCCCAACAGCGCUCACGGUAUCGCACUUCCCACACGGACCUACGGCGAGCUUCUCCUUGCACAACGUGGUGCUUCGGCAUGACAUUCCCAACGCCUCUCGUGGCACGGUAUCAGAGUCUUAUCCUCACCUGGUCUUCGAAGGCUUCACUACACCUCUCGGUCGCCGUGUCGUGAAGAUUCUGCAGCACCUGUUCCCUCCACGCGAAGGUGGCACGAAGCUUGGCAGCCGCAUCGUCACAUUCAAGAACAUCGAAGACGCCAUCGAGGUACGGCACCACGUCUUCGUCAAGACCGGGUACGAGAGCGUAGAGCUGGCGGAGGUGGGCCCCAGGAUGACCAUGCGGCUGUUUGAGAUUCGACAAGGCACGGCGGAGAACAAGGAUGGAGAUGUCGAAUGGAGUCUCAAUCAGUAUACCAGGACCAGCCGCAAGAAGGAUUAUCUGUGA